Molecule: messenger RNA, 1758 nt
Organism: Antechinus flavipes (yellow-footed antechinus)
Lineage: Eukaryota; Metazoa; Chordata; Mammalia; Dasyuromorphia; Dasyuridae
Gene: GDF9
Product: growth differentiation factor 9
Exons: 2
Coding region: 20-1327 (435 amino acids)
Biological process (GO): SMAD protein signal transduction; BMP signaling pathway
Cellular component (GO): extracellular region
Molecular function (GO): cytokine activity; growth factor activity
Source: RefSeq, a predicted model, not a curated record
UGUUAAGUCUCCCCAAACUAUGGAAAUGACCAGCCCAUUCAUCCUCCAUUUUUGCUGUUCAGCCUGGAUGUUUUUCUCCCUUAGUCUAGGGUCUCAAACUAUUGAGGAUGAAGCUGGAUCUGUAACAAGUGGAGAAGCUUCCUUUGAGGGUAAGCCCUUGUCUUGGAAUAAGCCUCUAGAUGAAGAAAAUAGAGCAGGGCUCUUUCCACUCCUUCCCAAGGUCUUAGUUAACCGCCAUCUUCCUGGGGCACCAAGGCUACAACCUGACUCAAGAGCCCUGCAUUAUAUGAAGAGGCUUUAUAAAGCAUAUGUCACCAAGGAAGGAAUUCCUAAGUCUGACAGAAGUCACCUCUACAACACUGUCCGUCUAUUCACACCAAGUGCACAGCAACAACAGCCUUCUUGGGGCCAUGUCACAGGAGUUCUUCAAUCAAUGGAUCUUCUGUUUAACCUGGACCAUAUUACUGCCCUAGAACACUUACUCAAGUCUGUUUUGCUAUAUUCUUUGAAAAACUCUGUUUCUUUUUCUCCCACCACUAAGUGUAUGUGCCAUAUAGUUGUAAAAGAACCUGAGUGUUCUAGCCCAUUUUCUUUCAGGUCUCCACAAUCCUACACUUUUAAUUUACAGUUUGAAUUUAGAAAAAAUCAUAAGUGGAUUGAAAUAGAUGUGACUACUUUGCUUCAGCCUCUAGUUGCUUCCAACAAGAAAAAUAUCAACAUGGCUGUGAAUUUUACUUGUCUCAAAGAUCAACAGAAUCCAGUGCAGGAUGAGAUAUUUGAUAUGGCCAUAUUAAUGUCCCCAUCACUAUUAGUAUAUCUGAAUGAUACCAGUGCUCAGGCUUACCAUAGAUGGAGUUCUCUUAGAUACAAAAUGGAAGAAAAACUGACUCAGGAAAGAAAAUCUUCCCGCCAUCGAAGAAAUAAAGGAAUAGGAGAAUCCAAAGCAAGGAAUCCCAAAAUACCAGUUUCUUACAACCUGAGUGAAUAUUUCAAGCAAUUUCUGUUUCCUGAGAAUGAGUGUGAGCUCCAUGACUUUAAGCUGAGCUUUAGCCAGCUAAAGUGGGACAACUGGAUUGUAGCACCACAUAGAUAUAAUCCUCGAUACUGCAAAGGUGACUGUCCCAGGUUUGUUGGGCAUCGGUAUGGUUCUCCUUUCCAUACUAUGGUACAAAAUUUAAUCUAUGAGAAGUUAGACUCUUCCAUUCCAAGGCCUUCUUGUGUGCCUGCUAAGUACAGCCCCCUGAGUGUCUUGACUAUUGAGCCUGAUGGCUCUAUCGCUUAUAAAGAAUAUGAAGACAUGAUAGCAACAAAAUGUACUUGUCGUUAGCAUAUUGUCUUAGGAAAAAUUAAAAUGCAAACAGAUUUCAGGAAUGUUGUUCAGGACAACAUUCAUGCUAAGUUUAGCUGGGACUUCAGGCAGGCUUCAUACAGUAAAUUUUUGGAUCCACUGAUGUCUAGUUGUAUAAGAAAUUAAUUGGGUAGACACAUAUUCUGAUAAAUAACAUUGUAAUAAGUAGGUUUUGGAGUACAAUUUAAUCUUUUUUCUUUAAAUUACAAAUGUAAUGUGUAUUUUGUAGUUCUUAACAUGUCUUGAAGAAGUGAAUUUUUGCUUAUUUUUUAUUUUUUUAAUUUUUAAAUUUUGCUUAAAGAUGUAUUUACCUCUGAAGUAAAAAAUCCAUUAGUAGAAGUGAAGACAAAAAAAAUUGAUAAGACACAAUGCUAUACUCUUUAUGAAAGAAUAAAUACUUGUCAAUAGCA